AUGAAAACCUAUCUGAGUUUAAUUCUGAUACUGAUGAUGGGAGCCACCACGGUUCUUAUCGGAGCCGAGACGAUGCCAAAGGUGACCACCACGGCGGCAACCACAACGGAGGGGCCACCGACGACUUCUACGGAAAGUAUGGAACGACGGGAUAAGCGGCAAUUGACCAACCAAGUGGGGAAUGGUGGAACGGGAACUACAGCUGGCACCACAUUUCCCAUUUUCUUUGAUGGCUUAAAUGUUGCCACACCGUUGCAGCCAUUGCAGCCAUUGCAACCGUUGCAACCGCUUCCACCAUUGCAAACGCUUCAACCUGUGCAGCCCAUCACAGUGGUCACUCCGGUGGCUGCCACUGCGAACACACAGAAUCAACAACCGCCGGGUUUUUUGCCAAAUUUUAGCCAGAAUCUACCAAUAUUUGGCACUCUGAUUAGCAAUUUGCCAGCCUUUCCCAAUCUGGUAAGCGGUUUGGGAUUAGGUUCUUUAGGCGGCGGUUUUGGCACCUUGGGCGGCCUCAAUUUGGGCAAUCUUGGUUUGGGUAAUCUUGGUAAUCUUGGCGGCAGCCCAGUGGCCAAUAUCCCAGCUCCCAUUGGUGGCGGCGGCGUCGGCGGCAAUCCCAUAGCCCAAUGUCCCAUUACCCAGAAGCUCAAUUGUCGUUGCGAGCCAUUGUUAUCAUUGCCAAUCGCGAUUAAGCCACAGACACAGGUACGCCGGCCGCAGACCCAAACACAAACGCCAACCCAAAUUAAUCUGGUGCAGAUUAUGAAACAGAACUCACGCCGCAAUGACGAUGGCUCACAGGAGUUGCGCUUCAUCAUCAGCAGUGGACAUGUAAUCUAUCAGAAGACAACAACAAGCACAUCGAAUGAUACAUUCCAGCAAAAGGGAUUCUAUUCAUUGCCCAUACAAACGGGACGUUAUUUCACCAUCUAUUACAGCAUCAAUGACACAGACUACACGGUCCGAGCAGAUGUCACUGCAUCGCCUCCAAAAACCAUUUUCGAUGAGGAAUUAACUGGACAGGUUUAG
Molecule: messenger RNA, 1029 nt
Organism: Drosophila willistoni
Lineage: Eukaryota; Metazoa; Arthropoda; Insecta; Diptera; Drosophilidae
Exons: 2
Coding region: 1-1029 (342 amino acids)
Source: RefSeq, a predicted model, not a curated record